AUGAUUCUCCAGGCUUCCUUUGGGCAUGAACUCGUACACCAGAAGCCGGUUGUCACCCUCCAAACAAUAGCCAAUAAACCAGAUCCAGGCCUUGAGGCUGUGAGGGUAUGCUCAUCAAUCCACCCUUUGAAAACAUACCCAAAUCCUCCUUCACCAAGAAGACUGUCAGACCUAAAGUUUUUGGUUGCACUUCGUAACUCAUUGAAAGUGAAGGCCUUGACAUGUGGUGAUGACAGAAUCUCGGCUUCCGAUCUUGGGGUCGGCAAGCUUUCGGCACUGCUUUUGCCGCUGUAUGAGGGAAUAGUUAUGUUGGAUGGUACAGAUGAGCUGCUGUUUUUGCUCGGGUAUCGUGAUGCUCCUAAUAAUGAAGAAAGGCAGAAUAAAUAUAUAAAAUCGAAUGAAAUGAAAUCAACAGGUCAACAAUUAGUUAAACAUGUAAGCAACAAGAAAGUUUAG
Striga asiatica is the source of this 456-nucleotide messenger RNA. NCBI's taxonomy places the organism in Eukaryota, Viridiplantae, Streptophyta, Magnoliopsida, Lamiales, Orobanchaceae. The record is from the annotation of a GenBank genome assembly.